Messenger RNA from Peromyscus eremicus (cactus mouse), 462 nucleotides. Its product is annotated as keratin-associated protein 9-2-like. Lineage: Eukaryota; Metazoa; Chordata; Mammalia; Rodentia; Cricetidae. The record is from RefSeq and is a predicted model, not a curated record. Gene Ontology annotation, cellular component: keratin filament.
AUGACCAACUUCUGCUGCUCCCCUUGCUGCCAGCCCAGCUGCUGUGAAACCCCCUGCUGCAGGACCACCUGCUGUAAGCCACCCUGUGUGACGACCAGCUGCUGCCAGCCCAGCUGCUGUGGGUCCAGCUGCUGUGGCCAAAUUAACACCAUCUUCUAUCAGCCCUGCUGCCAAUCAACUUGCUGUGAAACUACAUGUUACAAGACCACCUGCUGCAAACCAACAGAUGAGACCAGCUGCUGCCAGUUGCCCUGCCUCCCCAGUUGCUGCAUCACAUCCUGCUGCCUGCCCUGCUGUCAAUCAACGUGCUAUGAAACUACUUGCUAUAAGACCACCUGUUCUAAACCAACUUGUGUGUCCAGCUGCUGCAGUGGGCCUUGCUGCCAGCCCAGCUGCUGUGUGUCCAGCUGCUGCCAGCCCAGCUGCUGCAAAUCUUGUUGCUGCCAGCCCUGCUGCUGUUGA